AUGACGAGAGCACUGGCGGUGGUGGCCAUGGUGGCCACUGCUGCCUUCUUCGCCAUGUCCGCGCGCGCCGAGCAGUGCGGUUCGCAGGCCGGCGGCGCGCUCUGCCCCAGCUGCCUCUGCUGCAGCCAGUGGGGCUGGUGCGGCUCCACCUCCGACUACUGCGGCGACGGCUGCCAGGGCCAGUGCAGCGGCAGCUGCGGCGGCACCCCGCCGUCCCCUCCCCUUCCCACUCCCGCUCCCGCUCCCACUCCCACUCCCACUCCGCGUCCCCGUCCAACCCCUAACCCCCCGAGCGGCGGCCGCGGUGGCGUGGCGUCCAUCAUCUCCGAGUCCCUGUUCAACCAGAUGCUCCUCCACCGCAACGACGCGGCGUGCCCUGCCAACAGCUUCUACACCUACGCGGACUUCCUCGCGGCGGCGAAAGCGUUCCCGGGCUUCGGCACCACAGGCAGCGUCGACACCCGAAAACGCGAGCUUGCGGCGUUCCUGGCGCAGACGUCGCACGAGACGACGGGCGGGUGGGCGACGGCGCCCGACGGCCCCUACGCCUGGGGCUACUGCUUCAAGGAAGAGCAGGGCGCCGCGGCAGGGGCGGCGGACUUCUGCGAGCCCAGCACGCAGUGGCCGUGCGCCGCCGGGAAGAAGUACUACGGCCGCGGACCCAUCCAGAUCUCCUACAACUACAACUACGGACAAGCCGGCCAUGCCAUCGGCGCCCGGAUCCUCGCCAACCCGGACCUGGUCGCCACCGACCCCGUCCUCUCCUUCAAGACCGCCGUCUGGUUCUGGAUGACGCCGCAGUCGCCCAAGCCGUCGUGCCACGCCAUCAUGACGGGGAAGUGGACGCCCUUCGGAGCUGACACCGCCGCCGGCAGGCUGCCGGGUUAUGGCGUCGUCACCAACAUCAUCAACGGCGGCCUCGAGUGCGGCCACGGCGCCGGUGAUAGCCGCGUCGCCAGCCGGAUCGGGUUCUACAAACGCUACUGCGACUUGCUUGGGGUCAGCUACGGCGACAACUUGGACUGCGGCAACCAGAGUCCCUUCAACUAG
Miscanthus lutarioriparius is the source of this 1050-nucleotide messenger RNA. Lineage: Eukaryota; Viridiplantae; Streptophyta; Magnoliopsida; Poales; Poaceae. The record is from the annotation of a GenBank genome assembly.